Messenger RNA from Coffea arabica (coffee), 2383 nucleotides. Lineage: Eukaryota; Viridiplantae; Streptophyta; Magnoliopsida; Gentianales; Rubiaceae. The record is from RefSeq and is a predicted model, not a curated record.
UUAACUUCUUCUUGAUAUAAUAUGCAAACGUUGAAUAAGUUGAAUAUGCAUCUGGGAUUGGAGGCUUCAAAAUGUCUACAAUUUAGCAAAUUUCUAGUUAUGUGGCGAGUGGUUUCAACCAUUGUGUUUUUUCUGGUAUUGGUGAUAUUGUCAUUCUUGCAAAAUAGAGGGAAAGAACAGGUUGGUAGUAGAAUCGAAACUUGCUUCGUACUGUCCCUGAAAGUUGCAAAGAUUUUCGGCUUCAGUUCUUCAUUUGUUUCCAUGAGUAAGUUAGAAGGUGUCCAAGCUAACACUACAGUCUGUUCAGAAAUGAGAAAAAAUAAUUGCUCUUGGGUUCCAGUAUUGGAGGAGUUCACUUUUAUUGCUAAGUCUGCACCGUUUAAUAACUGUCAUGCUUCUACCAUUGUUGAGGUUGAUAAAGGUCAUUUUUUGGUUGCUUAUUUUGGUGGCACGGUAGAGGGAGCCCCUGACGUGAAAAUUUGGAUACAGACAUAUAAGGAUGGCCUUUGGAACCCUCCUGUUAUUGCAGAUGAAGAAUACAAUGUUUCAAUGUGGAAUCCUGUAUUAUUUAAGCUCACCUCGAAUGAAUUGCUUUUAUUCUACAGAAUUGGGCAAGACGUUCAAAAAUGGAGUGGAUUCAUGAAGCGGUCUGAUGAUGGAGGCAUCACUUGGAAAGAAAGGGAACAACUUCCUCCCGGUAUUUUGGGACCAAUUAAGAACAAGCCCAUCUUGCUUGCAAAUGGGGACUUGGUUUGCGGAUCUUCUGUUGAGAGUUGGAAUUCUUGGGGCGCUUGGAUUGAGAUAACUUCAGAUGCAGGUAAAUCAUGGAAAAAGUAUGGACCAAUAUACAUUGAGAAUAAUCCUCUCAGUGUGAUUCAACCCGUUCCGUACCUGACUGCAAAUGGAGCCUUGCGCGUGCUGCUGAGAUCAUUUACAAACAUAAGUAGAAUUUGUAUGUCAGAAUCUGAAGAUGGAGGUCACAGCUGGAGCUUUGCAAAGCCUACAGAACUUCCGAACCCAAACUCAGGUAUUGAUGGGGUGAAGCUGAGAGAUGGACGUCUUUUGGUAGCUUAUAAUACAAUCUCGAGGGGUGUCCUCAAAGUUGCUGUCUCCCCUGAUGAUGGAGACUCAUGGCAAGAGGUGACAACGCUAGAGGAGACUGAGGGAAUGGAGUUUUCAUAUCCAGCUGUUAUCCAAGCUAGUGAUGAUCUAGUUCACAUCACAUAUACGUACAACAGGACACAGAUUAAGCAUGUAGUCCUUAAUCCCAUUUGAUCAAGUGGCGCAUUUUAAAGUCAACUCGUGGAUGAAAGAAGACUGUAUGCAACGGUAAAAGGAUACUCAAGAGACUUGAAGUUGAUCCUGAGCAGUGGCCGCUGGAUGCUCAAACGAAGAGUUGCUGUUUAUGAAUCGUGGAUCUUCCUUUGUUCAAAUGAUGAUAGACCCUUAAUAUGCUUUGGAGCUCCAUUUUUUUUUUUGGUGAAAAUUUGGACAAUUUGGAUUGAAGUUGUUAAAAAAAAAAAAGUGAUGAUAUAUGUGGACCUUGUGGUGAAAGAUUGGUGUCAAAUACCUCAAUGGAUAAAUACGCAAGAGCGACCUUUUUAGUACAAGAAUCUCUUGCAGGAACUUCUAAAGAUGUCAUGAAAGCUCAGUUAAGUUGGAUGUUGGCUCUUAACAGAGUUCGAAAAAGGGAUUCUAAGCAAAUAGAUAAGCAAAGGGAUACCUCUUCCACCGGCAAAAGAUGCAGCCGGCCAAAUCCAAUAGCAGAGCUGUUGCUUUUGAUUUUUCUACUUUGAAAAGCUGAGAGCUCAAGUCGAUCAACAUCUGCAGCAUCCCACAAGUUCAGGAACUGAUCAUGACAAAUGGUCGGUAAAUUAACAUUAUCCCAAUGGAUAACUGAUUGGAAUUUUGUAGUUUGGGGUGUGGGGAAGGACUUGUCCGGCAGAAACAACCCAUUAGCCGACCUUAACAGAGGAAGUUGAAUAAAACUUUUUUGAUUGUCUGCAUUUCACAAUUCUAAUGGCAUAAACCUGUUGAUCAUCUUUACAGGAUAAAUAUUUGAGUGAAAUUUGGCUUCCAAGUAGGUAAUAACACAGAAACAAGCAUAACACAGGUCAUCCCUCUGUCACGGUGACCCAAAGAGUAUUAUAGGUUAGAACUAAACUAAUCAAACUUAGAAAGAUCCACUUAAAGCUCAAAUAAUUCCUUCAUUCUCUGUUUGUAGCUGUUAAUAAGUACACUAUUAUUACUCAUGCAAAGAUCCUUGUGUUCUUUAACUACUGCGCUGCAUGGACAUUCUGGUUACAUUUUUCUUUGAUAAUUUUACCAGUUGCUAGUACUAUCUUCUUAAUGACUUCCAACUUUUUAAAUUGUGUUCAACAGC